AUGGAUCCAGUAGAGAUAACUGAACCAUAUAGUGUUGACUCAGGCACUCUGGAGGAGCUGAACCACAAUGGUUCUUUGGCCAAACUCAUGUUACUCUAUCAGACUGGCAACAGGACAUCUUUCAACUGGACAGACAGCCGGAUUGUUGAGUGGGAGAAGUUUGCUGAACUGGCUAAGUAUGAACCAGAGUCACAAAAGCCCACAAUGAAGGCUAUCCUCAUUGCGGCCUACACAGUCAUCAUCGUCAUCUCUCUCUUUGGGAAUCUGUUGGUCUGCCACGUGGUGAUCAAGAACAAGAGGAUGCGCUCAGCCACCAGCCUCUUCAUUGUUAAUUUGGCCAUCUCAGACCUCAUGAUCACCCUGCUCAACACACCCUUCACAUUGGUUCGAUUUGUGAGCAGCACAUGGGUCUUCGGGAAAACCAUGUGUCACAUCAGCCGCUUUGUGCAGUAUUGCUCCCUCCAUGUAUCCACACUGACCUUGACAGCUAUAGCUCUGGACCGACAUCAGGUCAUCCUGAACCCACUUAAGCCAAGGCUGUCCCUGACUAAAGGAGCACUGAGCGUCUCCGUCAUCUGGGGACUGGCCGCCUGCUUCUCGCUACCCCAUGCCAUCUACCAAAAGCUUCUGCAGUAUAAUUACAGCUAG
Messenger RNA from Gekko japonicus, 648 nucleotides. Its product is annotated as probable G-protein coupled receptor 83. Gene Ontology annotation, molecular function: neuropeptide Y receptor activity; neuropeptide binding. The record is from RefSeq and is a predicted model, not a curated record. The transcript has 5 exons. Bases 1 to 648 code for a protein of 215 amino acids. Gene Ontology annotation, cellular component: plasma membrane; neuron projection. Gene Ontology annotation, biological process: G protein-coupled receptor signaling pathway. Lineage: Eukaryota; Metazoa; Chordata; Lepidosauria; Squamata; Gekkonidae.